AUGGCAGACAUUCCAGAGACACAGACCGUCCUCAUCCUCCACGCUGCAAAGCAGCCGUACGAGACGGCAGAAGGGUACCAAGUGCCCGAGAUCCAAGAUGAACAGGAGGUGCUGGUGAAGACGGAGCACAUCGGUCUGAACCCGAUUGACUGGAAAGCACCCGACUUCAAUUUUGCAAUUCCAACACUCCCCUACAUCUCAGGUCGCGAACUCGUAGGCCGCGUCGUCCGCCGCCCGCAAAAAUCCCACAGCCGCCUCCGCGAAGGCGACCAGGUCCUCGUCAUCUCCACAGACUACCGCGACCUCCGCAAGGCCGCCUACCAGGAGUACGUCGUCACCGCAGACUUCAACGCGGCCCGCAUCCCCGCCAACGUGUCCCCGCACGCCGGCGCGACCCUGGGCGUCGCCUUUGUCGCCGCGGUGCUCUCCUUGGGCGUUUGCAUGGGCGUAGACUUUUCCCACGUCCUCGGCGGGCCGGACCUGCUCACACUCUUGCGCUCCAUCCCGCCCGAGAGUCUGCCGCAGGACAUUAGAUCGGAGUGUCUCGCCGGCAUUGGGAACCACGAGAGGGCCGUCGCGGGCGACUGGGUCGUCAUCUGGGGCGGGUCCUCGACCUCGGCGAACCUGGCCGUGCAGCUCGCGCGGCUGGCAGGUCUCAAGGUCGUCACCGUGGUAGACAAGCUGCGCCACGGCCUGCGGCUGUCGAACCACACGGUCCUCCGGCCCGAUCUUCUCGUCGACAGCCACGAUCCCUCGCGAGCCAUCGACAUUAUCCGCGCCAACGUCGGAAAGGACCUGCGCUUCGCGCUGGAUACCAGCGGUCGGGAGUCCGCCGGCUGGCUGCUGCGCGCGCUGACGCCGUCGCAGGAUGCCGGCGCGCCGCCCAGUCCCCCCGAUACGCCUCGCAACUCGGCGCCCACCGUGAAGCAUCUCAUCGGGCUGACUGGUCUUCCCAAGGAGCAGGCGCCUGAGGGGGUCGCGUAUCACACCGUCCCCAUCAAGGUCUUCCACGAGGUCCCUGCUGUUGGGGAGGCGCUCGUGACCUGGCUGGAGCGCCUGCUCGAGAGUGGUCUCGUCAGCCCGCCCGAGGUCCUUGGCGUAGAAGAGGGCUUCGAGGGGAUCAACCGCGGCCUCGACCGGAUGAGGAAGGGCGAGAUCCGCGGCGGGAGAAUGGUCGUCAGCCUCGCGCCCGAGGCCGAGGACACUGCCGUGGCCAAACAAGACGUGACGAGGGACGCGAGUGUGCCGCCCGCGCUGGUCGAUUCGCCCAUGGCAGACGGCGGCGUGGAAGAAGAGCUUCAGCCUUCCGAGACGUCGCAGGCGUCUAGCCCCGAGUUCACUCCCCAGAAACUCGCUGACACUGGCCUGCGGAGGGGAAGCGCGACAUUGUGGCAGGCUGGACCGGCGGCUGAUGCGGUGCCGAGACGGUUGCCGGACGAGCAAAUUACAUCAGGGGAUGGCCCCUUGAAUGCGACACUGAGGAGAAACUCUCUCUGGCAGCCAAAGUCAGCGGAAAUUGCGGUGGAAAAUGCUCUCUCAUGA
Molecule: messenger RNA, 1542 nt
Organism: Colletotrichum orchidophilum
Lineage: Eukaryota; Fungi; Ascomycota; Sordariomycetes; Glomerellales; Glomerellaceae
Product: alcohol dehydrogenase GroES-like domain-containing protein
Exons: 2
Coding region: 1-1542 (513 amino acids)
Molecular function (GO): oxidoreductase activity, acting on NAD(P)H
Source: RefSeq, a predicted model, not a curated record